Molecule: messenger RNA, 1706 nt
Organism: Panonychus citri (citrus red mite)
Lineage: Eukaryota; Metazoa; Arthropoda; Arachnida; Trombidiformes; Tetranychidae
Gene: Su(P)
Product: prostaglandin E synthase 2-like
Exons: 3
Coding region: 92-1438 (448 amino acids)
Cellular component (GO): mitochondrion
Molecular function (GO): prostaglandin-E synthase activity
Source: RefSeq, a predicted model, not a curated record
GAUUCGAUUACUCGGUAACCACAUGCGACUGAAAAAUCCAUUUGUGUUUACAUUUUUUUAGUUAAUUAAUUGUUUUCAUUAGAAUUGCCUGAUGAUGUUAGCAAAAAGAUUUCUACAAUUGGGAUCAUUAGUUAAUUAUAAUGUUAAAUGUUCCAGUAAUUUGUGUGGAAAAGGUUUGAUCUGUGGUCAGUAUGCGAUAGAAAAUAGAAACACAUCUAAUCUUAGGUUCAAAUCAACAUUUUCAUCGCCAUCUUCAUCCUCAUCUUCAACUAAACCAUCUAAAUUAAAAGUAUUUCUUGUCGGAGGAUUAACAUUUUGUGCCACUUAUGCCACUAUCGAAGGAUUCAGUGGUUAUUUCAAAAAGAGUAAAAAAGUGGACGAAGAUCAUGGAAAACCAAGUGAAAAUCACCUUGAAUGGGACAGUUAUUUAAGAACAGUUCAGAAUAAACCGAAAGGAACAAUUGCCGGAUUCGUAAUUCCAAAAGAAACUCUACCGACUAUCCCAGUUUCUCGAGAAGUUGAUGGACCUUUCAAACUAAAUGGAACCAAAUUGUCACUAUUUCAAUAUCAAACGUGUCCAUUUUGUUGCAAAGUCCGAUCUUUUCUAGACUAUUAUGGUUUACCUUAUAAUGUUGUCGAAGUUGAUCCAGUUAUUAGACAGCAAUUGAAAUUUUCUAAAUAUCGUAAAGUACCAAUAUUAUUGGUCGAUGAAAAAACUAAGGAUGGUAAAGAAUCAAGCAAAUAUGUACAAUUAACUGAUUCAUCAUUGAUUAUCUCGAUUCUGUCCACUUAUUUAAUGUACAAUCAAGGAGCUGAAAAUAUCCAAUCAAUAAUGGACUUUUACCAAAAUAUGGAUGAUAGUCGAGGAUUUGAAACUGAUGUUAUCAAUAAGUAUUUCUUGAUGAUCGGAGAGGCUUGGUCACCAGAGAAAUUGAAAGCCAACGAGAAUAAAUUACACGAAGAGCGACACUGGAGAGAAUGGGCUGAUAAUGUUCUAGUUCAUGUGAUAUCACCGAAUGUUUAUCGAACUUUGGAUGAAUCAUUUGACGCUUUCAACUAUUUUUCUGAAGUUGGUCAAUGGGAUAAAUAUUUUCCAACAUGGGAACGAUUAAUAUGUAUCUACAUUGGAGCUAUUGGAAUGUAUUUUGUAAGCAAACGAUUGAAAAGGAGACAUCGAUUGAAGGAAGAUGUUCGAAGUUCACUUUAUGAUGUUGGUAAUCAAUGGAUUAAGGCGAUAGGUAAAAAUAGGAAAUUCAUGGGAGGAGAUAAACCAAAUUUAGCUGAUUUAGCUGUUUACGGUGCUCUCAGUUCCUUCGAGGGAUGUGAAGCUUUUCGUGACCUUUUAAAGAACGUCAACAUUGGUCCUUGGUUCUAUUCGGUGAAAGAGCUUUGUAACGCUCACGCUGGAUCCAAAUUUCUGACCAAUGCCAAUAAGUGAACCGAUACUAAUAUAUACUAGAGAAUUGACCGGAAUUUGAUUCACAUUUUUGUUUUUACUGCAACUCUAUUAGUCAAUGAGUCGAAACAAGAAAGAAACUACCAAGUGAACCGCUUAAAAUUAACCAGAAAAAUAUCACAAUUGUGAUUUGUGUAUUAAUCGUGAUUGGGAUUCAUUGAACCUCAUUUGCCAACAAACAUUUUAAAAAGAAAAGAGAAUGUAGUUUAAAUUAAAUAAAUUAUAUCACUUGGCGAAACUUGUAAAGAAA